AUGCAAGAUCAAGAAACCGAAACAAGACUAGCACCCAGCUUUUUAGUAUCGGUACCACAGCUACAAGAUCCACAUUUUGAGCGAGCUGUCGUCUAUUUAAUUACCCAUGGAGAAGAAGGAGCCUUUGGCUUGACGAUUAAUCGUCCUGGACAGCUAACAUUACCAGAAGUUUGUUCCGAGUUUGGAUUUACAUCUACUAGUGAUGCUGGUGUCUUUCAAGGUGGACCUGUUGAUCCUAACCGUGGCUUUUUAUUGCAUAGUGGUGGAGAUGCUCUUGAGGGAUCCGAAACCAUCGAAACAGGUAUUCAUAUUAGCGGACUGCCUGAAACCCUAAAACAGGUUUGUAACGGCCAGAUCCAAUUUCGUCUCUUUCUCGGCUACUCUGGAUGGGCUCCUGGUCAACUCGAUCAAGAAUUAGGGCAAGGAGCUUGGUUAACGGUACCUUCUGAUCCUCAGCAUAUCUUUGAAACAUCACCAGAUAACGUCUGGGAUCAAGUUUUAAGAGGUGUUGGUAUUGACCCUGGUAUGAUUAUGGCUAGCCAAACAG
Molecule: messenger RNA, 547 nt
Organism: Ylistrum balloti
Lineage: Eukaryota; Metazoa; Mollusca; Bivalvia; Pectinida; Pectinidae
Product: UPF0301 protein SPO0296-like
Exons: 1
Cellular component (GO): cytosol
Source: RefSeq, a predicted model, not a curated record